Messenger RNA from Microtus oregoni (creeping vole), 1211 nucleotides. It is a transcript of the gene Rlig1, whose product is annotated as chromosome unknown C12orf29 homolog. Gene Ontology annotation, biological process: response to reactive oxygen species. The record is from RefSeq and is a predicted model, not a curated record. Bases 321 to 1211 code for a protein of 296 amino acids. Gene Ontology annotation, molecular function: RNA ligase (ATP) activity. Lineage: Eukaryota; Metazoa; Chordata; Mammalia; Rodentia; Cricetidae. The transcript is spliced from 8 exons.
CCGGCCGGGAUCCUGCGUCCCGGAGACUCGGAGUGGCCGCGCCAUGAGCCGCCUGGGCUCGGUGCAGCGGAAGAUGCCGUGCGUGUUUGUGACGGAGGUGAAAGCCGAGCCCUCGGCCAAGCGGGAGCAUCAGCGUCAGGUGCAAUGCGUGUGGUCAGUGCAUAGCCAUAGGACACAGCUCCGGGUUCCAUUGUGGAGGACAAACCUGUAGAUCACAGUCCACAUGGACAAUCAAUUUGAAUGUGAUCACACUACAGAGAGGGAGAGCUGUUGUGGUGGGGCAGGAGGGGAAUCUCCGAACUAGAGGCUACAGACAAAGGAUGCCAUUUAAAGUUUUGGCAACCGAAACUCUAAGUGAAAAGGCCUUAGAGGCAGAUGUGUACAAUGCCAUCGCCACAGAAAAGGUGGAUGGGACGUGUUGCUAUGUUACUAACCACAAAGGUCAGCCAUACCUCUGGGCUCGACUAGAUAGAAAACCUAACAAGCAAGCUGAGAAAAGAUUUAAAAAAUUUCUACAUUCAAAAGAAAACUCAAAAGCGCACCUGUGGAACACAGAGGAAGACUUCCGGCCUGUCCCAGAGUGCUGGGUACCAGCAAAGGAAGUAGAGCGGCUGAAUGGGAAGCCAGUACCUGAUGAGAACGGACACAUUCCCGGCUGGGUCCCAGUGGAAAAGAACAGCAAGCAGUAUUGCUGGCAUUCUUCUGUGGUGAAUUAUGAGUUUGGAAUUGCCCUGGUCCUACGGCACAAUCCUGAAGAGCCUGGACUUUUGGAAAUCAGUGCCGUGCCCCUGUCAGAACUUUUAGAGCAAACCCUGGAACUGAUAGGAACAAAUAUCAAUGGAAACCCAUAUGGGCUAGGAAGCAAGAGAUACCCGCUGCACUUUCUCAUACCACAUGGAGCCUUCCAAGUAGAAAACCUGCCGACCCUGAAACACAACGACUUGCUGUCCUGGUUUGAAGACUGCAAUGAGGGUAAAAUCGAAGGGAUUGUGUGGCACUGCGGUGAUGGCUGUUUAAUUAAGGUCCAUCGCCACCACCUUGGUCUAUGCUGGCCUCUUCCAGAUACUUACAUGAACUCCAAACCAGUUAUUAUUAACAUGAACCUAAACAAAUAUGGCUAUGCUUUUGAUAAAGAGUGUUUGUUUAGUCAGUUUUCAAAAAUAGAUAAGCAGAAAUUUGAUAGGCUCAAAGAUAUAAUAUUUGAUGUAUAA